Molecule: messenger RNA, 732 nt
Organism: Gongylonema pulchrum
Lineage: Eukaryota; Metazoa; Nematoda; Chromadorea; Rhabditida; Gongylonematidae
Source: the annotation of a GenBank genome assembly
AUGGGCACCAGAGCUUGGACACCAAAUCCACAUCGAGCUACUUCCUUGGAAGAUAAUGGAGUGCAGUCAAGACGUAGUAAAAGCGUUGGGCGUUACGUGGGAGUCGAAGCUGAGUUGCAGCAACAGCAGCAGCAUAGUCAUGUCAAUGGACGGAUGCAUCUGUCAUCAGAAACUGGAACCGACUUAGGUGGUACUCAGUUCGGUCCGUCACUAAUGCAACGCUACAGCACUAACCGCUUUGCUCUGGAGCGCUCUAGAACCCGACACUUCCACUUACCGCCUUAUCGUUUUGAGAAGCAGCGUUGCCGCAUGGAGCCUGCGCUGCUUCCGCCUCCCAUGCUGCCUUUUCCGGAAACAGCUCGAUGCUUACACUGUGGUUUGCCGUGUUACAGCUUAUCAGGGAGUGAAGUGGAAUAUAUUUUUAAGACGUUUGGUGAGAAAGACAUCCAUAAGCAAUGGUUCGCAGAGCAGCUGGAUGAACUGAUCAAAGCUACAGCAAUUGGACAGCGUCUGGAUCAGUCCGCCACAUACUUACAGAGUUUGAUUGAUUGCUUGAAAGCGUGUACUACUAAUACCAAGUCUUCACGACCACUGCUUGCCUACACAUCAUCUGAUAAAUGCCACUGUCGCCUGCAACAACUCACAAAUGUUACUUCGCCUUUCUUUCCUUCCACAGUCUGCGCAGGUCCGUACCUUCAUCAAAUUCACGUGGUGUUUGUUCUAACAACGUAG